Molecule: messenger RNA, 1151 nt
Organism: Ficedula albicollis (Collared flycatcher)
Lineage: Eukaryota; Metazoa; Chordata; Aves; Passeriformes; Muscicapidae
Gene: ATAD1
Product: ATPase family, AAA domain containing 1
Exons: 9
Coding region: 38-1126 (362 amino acids)
Cellular component (GO): mitochondrial outer membrane
Molecular function (GO): ATP binding; ATP hydrolysis activity
Source: RefSeq, a predicted model, not a curated record
CCCGUGCUUGCCUUUCCCCUCAGAGCUGGCGAGGAGGAUGGUGCACGCCGAGGCGUUCUCGCGGCCCCUGAGCAGGAAUGAGGUGGUGGGGCUCAUCUUCCGCCUCACCAUCUUCGGGGCCGUCACCUACUUCACCAUCAAGUGGAUGGUGGAUGCCAUUGACCCCACCAGGAAGCAGAAAGUGGAAGCCCAGAAGCAGGCUGAAAAGCUGAUGAAGCAAAUAGGAGUGAAGAAUGUCAAGCUGACUGAGUAUGAGAUGAGCAUUGCUGCCCACCUGGUGGACCCACUCAGCAUGCAUGUCACCUGGAGUGAUAUUGCAGGCUUAGAUGAUGUCAUCACAGAUUUGAAAGACACUGUCAUUUUGCCCAUCAAGAAGAAAUACUUGUUUGAGAAUUCCAGGCUCUUACAGCCCCCAAAAGGAGUCCUCCUGUAUGGCCCCCCUGGAUGUGGGAAAACCCUGAUUGCCAAAGCUACGGCCAAGGAAGCCGGGUGCAGGUUCAUCAACCUCCAGCCCUCCACGCUGACGGAUAAAUGGUAUGGAGAAUCCCAAAAACUGGCUGCUGCUGUCUUCUCCCUGGCCAUAAAGCUCCAGCCAUCCAUCAUUUUUAUUGAUGAAAUAGAUUCCUUCCUGCGGAACCGAUCGAGCACGGACCACGAGGCCACAGCCAUGAUGAAAGCCCAGUUCAUGAGCCUGUGGGAUGGGCUGGACACCGACUACAACUGCCAGGUGAUUGUGAUGGGAGCCACCAACCGGCCCCAGGACCUGGACUCUGCCAUCAUGAGGAGGAUGCCCACCCGCUUCCACAUCAACCAGCCUGCUCUGAAGCAAAGAGAGGCGAUCUUGAAGCUGAUUUUGAAGAAUGAAAAUGUGGACAGCCAGGUGGAUCUGCUGCAGGUGGCCAAGGAGACCGACGGCUUCUCGGGCAGCGACCUGAAGGAGAUGUGCCGGGACGCGGCGCUGCUCUGCGUGCGGGAGUACGUCAACAGCGCCUGCGAGGAGGACGUGCACGAUGAAGAUGAGAUCCGGCCCGUGCAGCAGCAGGAUCUCCACAGGGCCAUCGAGAAGAUGAGGAAAUCCAAGGAUGUCUCCAUGCAGAACCUGGCCAUGGAGAUCGUGUUUGAUUAAGACAAAAGAGUGUGUUUGCAGUUCC